CUUUGCUAUAGGAGGGCGACCUCAUAGGCAGAGUUCUUGAGUUUCUGAAACUCGCGAACCGUGAAUAGCUGGGACUGCACUGUAUAUAGGUGCGAUUAUACUGGUCUGCUGGUCUUCUGGCCAGAAUUCCUGUAAGUGGUAUAUAAAAAAAAAAACGCUUGAAAAGAAGAAGCUAGUAAUCAUGAAGAAAUUGCUAAAGAAGAUGAAAGGGUUGUUGGUGACUUGUGCGUCUCAGAAAAAUGCAGGUUGCUGAAAGACAACACCCUGACAUUGAAGAAAGACCCAGGUAGUCUUUCGGACAUUCGGUUGCUGGCAAUCAACGAUAAAUUCAUAUUCGACAAAGACAUUAAUAUGUCUGCCUCUAAAUAUUUUGGGUUAGAAGGCCACAAGGCCAUCAUAUCAAGUCUAGACACCAAGAAACACCGUCCAAAAAUCGGUACCAGAGCACAUCAAUGGUGCCAAGAAAUUCUUGAUGACCCACCGCGCGACUGGAUAGCUUCGUUAGGUUUUGGUGGGAAGGUAUUGUGUCAAGCGGCGAAAGAGAAAAAUGAUGUAGAUAUACAUACCGCACAUGUAUUAAGCCAAGUAUUGCCAUUAUUUGUUCGCUUUUCUUAGGGACAGCCAAAGUGCACG
Messenger RNA from Mucor mucedo, 633 nucleotides. RefSeq lists its product as uncharacterized. The transcript has 4 exons. Bases 352 to 615 code for a protein of 87 amino acids. The record is from RefSeq and is a predicted model, not a curated record. NCBI's taxonomy places the organism in Eukaryota, Fungi, Mucoromycota, Mucoromycetes, Mucorales, Mucoraceae.